Messenger RNA from Lytechinus variegatus (green sea urchin), 2515 nucleotides. Its product is annotated as haloacid dehalogenase-like hydrolase domain-containing 5. NCBI's taxonomy places the organism in Eukaryota, Metazoa, Echinodermata, Echinoidea, Temnopleuroida, Toxopneustidae. Gene Ontology annotation, biological process: glycerophospholipid biosynthetic process. The transcript is spliced from 8 exons. The coding region runs from base 360 to 1718 and encodes 452 amino acids. The record is from RefSeq and is a predicted model, not a curated record. Gene Ontology annotation, cellular component: mitochondrion.
UGAAGGCGAAUUCGCCGGUUACUGAAACUAAACUUCUGUUUGCGUCGAAAUCACCGUAAAAAUCCCACUUACUUUCUUCAUCAACCUAUCAAUAGAACGUCUGAUUUUCUCAGGAAGAAGUACUUGGAGAGUAAUGUUGUUUUGGGGGAAAAUAUUGCCAGGCAAGUUUAUGGUUGGUUGUUUGCGGCGGAGCAGCAGUUCGCCGUUAUAGACUGCAUUGCUUGUUGUGCAUGCAGAGAGGGGCUGAGACCGAGACAGGCUAGGCUCGAGGAGAGAACAGGGACAAUCAAUCGGCCAUCCGCUGCAUGCGCAUGCCGCAUUGCCAUUGACACUUCCAUAAAGCUACAUCUUGCUUCAUCAUGGUUUCUUUGGGGCGGUUUGCCUCAAGAACAUUAUUUAGAGUACCAACGAGCAACGUGUAUUGCUCUCACAGCCACAGGAGAAGAUUAUGUGUAUCACAUCAGCAUUUUCAAGAACAAAACCUCCCAAGCUUUGGCCUUCUGUUUGAUAUUGAUGGUGUCCUGAAGAGGGGAAAGACAGUACUACCUGAAGCUCAGAAAGCGUUUCGUCUCCUAACGAAUGACAAAGGAAAGAUGAGAGUACCCACUGUGUUCAUCACUAAUGCUGGAAAUUCACUCAGAGAACAAAAAGCCAGUGAACUUACAGAUAUCUUGGAAGUACCAAUCACCCCAGAUCAAGUUGUUAUGUCCCACAGUCCUCUCAGGAUACUGCCUCAGUUUCAUGAUAAGCAUGUCUUGGUGUCUGGUCAAGGGCCUGUUGUGGAAAUAGCUAACAUGUUGGGUUUUAAUAAAGUCAUCACUAUUGAAGAGGUACGGGAUCUGUUUCCUCACUUAGACUGUGUGAGUCAUAAACGCAGGAGACCAUCAUCAAGUCCAUCCACAGAGAGAAUAUUACCACCGAUAGAAGCUGUAGUACUAUUUGGUGAACCAGUAAGGUGGGAGACCAACUUACAGCUCAUUCUUGAUGUGUUGAUGACAGACGGUCAGUUGGAACUCAAACCUUUAACAGUACCACGGCCACAUAUCCCAAUCUUAGGCUGUAAUAUGGAUCUCCUGUGGAUGGCCGAGGCACAUCUACCAAGGUUGGGACAUGGUUCAUUUCUCCUUUGUCUAGAAGCACUGUACAAGAAAGUAACAGGGCAUGAUCUUAGAUACACGGUGUUGACAGGGAAGCCAAGUCAGAUCACAUACCACUAUGCUGAGCAUGUACUCAAGCAACAAGCUAGGACUAUGGGCAUUCAACAAAGUGUGAGGACACUUUAUGCUAUUGGUGACAACCCAAUGACAGACAUCUACGGUGCUAAUCUUUACAACCAUUACCUGACGUACAUGAACAUGAGCCGUGUAAAGAAGUCCAUGAGCAUAGGUAGCUCCAUGAACGACCCUGGUGACAAAUACAGACCUUCCCUUGGCGGUACGCCUGGCAGUGAUUUCCAUGACUCCUCGAUUAACCUAGACAAAGACUGGAAUGACAUCAUUGCAGAAGAAGGAGCUGAAAGCAUCGAGUCGAUCCUUGUAUGUACUGGUGUGUACUCUAAAAGAGACAGUGUGGAGAAGAUAGAACGUGAUUCAGACCUUGAUCUUGAUCAUGGCCACAGGGACUUUAAACAUGAUCCUGACCUUCUACGACCUUCCAUUGAAGUCCAAGAUGUAUUAGAGGCAAUAGAAGAGAUAUUCAAGAUUGAAAAAUUUUCUUGACCCUUGUCAGGAUUCAUUUACUAUGUUGUCACUUCACCAAAUAUUUUCUAUUGUUCGACACUUGUGGGCUUUCAGUGUUAGUGGAGGUGUUUCGAUGUACGUGUGUGUGCGCAUUGAGAAUGGAAUACGUACUCCUCUAUAGUAAACCCCAAUGAAGAUGAAGAAUGAUUGAGAGCAUUUUAAUAUUUCAAAUGAGUGCAUGCCAAUGUCCUUUUAGAUGAUACUUUCUUUAUUUUGGUUUUUUGUGGCAUCCUAGCUGUCAUUAGACUUUCCUAUUUUUGGCAGCUUAAUUCCCUCAACUGUACAAAUACACUCCCCAAGACCCUGUUCCAUGAAACAUUUGCAAAUUACUAUUUUGACUAUAUAUAGUGGUGCUAAAAAGUUGAUGAACCCCACCAGAAAAAUGAAAAUAUUCAAAAUGUGUUCAAGUUCUGCCAUCUUUUAGAUAUUUAUUUGUGAAGUCAAGUGAUAAAUAUUUCAUUCAAUUCAAUUUGUUUCUCAAGGCUCACCGGACAUUGUAGUGUUGUUGUCUUUUUCUGAUGGGGUUCACUAACGUGCUAGCAACACUGUAAAUAUAUAUUCUUUUUCUUUUCCCUUUUUUUCAGCAAAUCAAAUUUCAUUUUUGUUAAAUGGAUUGUUUUCAUUAAACUUCACAAUUUUUAGCUCAUCCGGCCCAAUGCCAUGGCAUCCAUCAUCUGUCGUCCAUCCACAAUUUCUUCGUCAUUUCAAGUCCGAUUUUAAUUCUGUUUGCUAUAUAUGAUAGCACUAGGUGGGGAUUCAAAACUUCUGCACAGAAU